Molecule: messenger RNA, 1264 nt
Organism: Triticum urartu
Lineage: Eukaryota; Viridiplantae; Streptophyta; Magnoliopsida; Poales; Poaceae
Product: cinnamoyl-CoA reductase 1
Molecular function (GO): oxidoreductase activity, acting on the CH-OH group of donors, NAD or NADP as acceptor
Source: RefSeq, a predicted model, not a curated record
CCAGCGCGGCGCGCGGCGAGACGCGGAAGGAACAAGCAAACAGCGCACGGCAGAGAGAGUGAGCAGUAGAGCUGUAGAGGCGCGCAGAGAGAGAGAGAGAGAGGGAGAGAGAGGGACGGGAGCAUGGAGGUGGCGGCGGCGAAGACGACGAGCGUUGUGUGCGUGACCGGCGCAGGGGGCUUCGUCGCCUCGUGGCUCGUCAAGCUCCUCCUCUCCGCCCCCAAGGCCCGCUACACCGUCCGCGGCACGGCGCGCGAUCCCGGUGAUGCUAAGAAUGCUCAUCUCAAGGGGCUAGGCGGUGCCGAGGAAAGGUUGCAGCUGGUCAAGGCCGACCUUUUGGACUACGACAGUGUAUCGGCGGCGAUUGCCGGCUGUGAGGGCGUCUUCCAUGUCGCCUGCCCUGUCCCCUCUGGCCGAUCAACCGACCCAGAGGCAGAGAUCAUAGCUCCUGCUGUAACAGGCACACUGAAUGUGCUGAAGGCCUGCCAUGAGGCGAAAGUUAAGCGAGUAGUCAUGGUGUCUUCAGGUGUUGCAGUGGUCGCUAAUCCUAACUGGCCCAAGGGCAAAGCCUUUGAUGAAGAGAGCUGGUCAGACGAGGACUACUGCAGAAAGAAUGGGGAUUGGUAUUACCUUUCCAAAACAUUGGCGGAGCGCGAGGCUUUUGCUUAUGCAGCAAAAACUGGGUUGGACAUUGUAACUAUAUGCCCAUCAUUGGUAAUUGGACCCUUGAUGCAGUCUACAAUAAAUUCAAGCAGUAAAAUUCUCCUUAACUAUUUGAAAGGAGAACAUGAUACUGUAGAAAAUAAAAGCAGGGAUAUAGCGGAUGUUCGUGAUGUUGCUGAUGCUAUUCUUCUGGCGUAUGAGAAUCCAGAGAUGUCCGGACGGUACAUAUGUAAUGCACCUGCAAUAAAAGUCUGUGAUAUGGUUAACAUACUGAAGACCUUGUAUCCAACCUACACAUAUCCCAAAAGCUUUACGGAAGUGGAAGGAAAUCUUGUUUAUAGUUCAGAGAAACUUCAGAAGCUAGGGUGGACCUUCAGGCCUGUAGAGAAGACCCUGGGGGACAGCGUCGAAUCCUACCGAGCAUCUGGACUCCUGAACUGAGCAUGCAACUGGGACAAGCUUGGUUGUUGAUCCUUGCAAAUUAUUUCUAAAUCAUGUAAACAGAGAAACAAAAUAAGUUGGUGACACAAUCAUCAAGGGAAUAAUGUUACCAUAAAAAUAAUUAAAUAAAUAAACAUUAUGCAAGCCUUUCUUUUGCGGA